Messenger RNA from Xyrauchen texanus (razorback sucker), 6584 nucleotides. Its product is annotated as membrane-associated phosphatidylinositol transfer protein 3-like. Gene Ontology annotation, biological process: phospholipid transport. Gene Ontology annotation, cellular component: cytoplasm. Gene Ontology annotation, molecular function: phosphatidylinositol binding; phosphatidylinositol transfer activity; phosphatidylcholine intramembrane carrier activity. NCBI's taxonomy places the organism in Eukaryota, Metazoa, Chordata, Actinopteri, Cypriniformes, Catostomidae. The record is from RefSeq and is a predicted model, not a curated record.
CAACAGCAAAGUCUGCACACACAAACAGCUCCAAGUCCGUGCUUACUUCAACACAAUGAUCUGCCUCGGCGUUAAUGGAUAAUCCCACCUUCGCGUGUCUUUUCUACGGCAUCUUCAAUCAUGAAACACGCAUAGGCUUUAAAUCGCUUCUCCCGCGUCCAGCCUCCCCGUGCACAGACAAGGACGGAGAUACGAGACGUGCGUACUGUCCAAACUAAUUGAAAACACGCACCGUGCAAAAGUGCAUUGGGCAGCAUGGCUAAAGAGACCAGAGCGAAUGCGAACCUUCGCAAGCUCAGCUCUUCUCACUGGCGCAUGCAGAAAAUCGCCCAGGAAUCUGUUGACAGCUCAGAUGAUGAGUUUUUUGAUGCCCGUGAGGUGCUGGAGGGUAAGACGGCCAUGCUCUUAGGAAUGAGUCAAUGGAACUCUAAUGAUCUUGUUGAACAGAUAGAAACAUUGGGCCACACUGACCAGACUCAGGAGAGCCUGUACCAUGUAAGGAGGCCAAAAUGUGUCACCCAGACCAGCAUUGAUGGUCUAGAGGAAGCUGAGAAUAAAUGUCAACACCAUGUGCUCGUGUUAGUGGUGCAUGGGGGGAACAUACUGGAUCCGGCGGGCGGCGAGCCAGGCGCGAAGGCUGCAGAUGUGAACACCCUGUCCUCAGUGCUGGAGAAAGUGUCCCAAGCACACUUUCAAGCUGCAGCCCAGCAUGUGGUCAUUAAGUUGGUGCCGUGCCCGGCUGUAUGUGCAGAGGCCUUCUCCCUAGUGUCCACUCUAAAUCCUUACAGCUAUGAUGAAAGUUGCGUGUCCAGCAGCGUAGAUCAUCUGCCUCUGGCUGCCUUACCUUUGCUCGCUAUUGCUGCUCCACACUACCAAGAUGCUGUGGGAACCGUAAUUGCCCGGGCCAACCAAGUGUACCACAGCUUUCUGCAGUCUCCAGAUGGACAGGGUUUCAGUGGGCAAGUGUGCUUGUUGGGUGACUGUGUAGGAGGUGUGCUGUGUUUCGAUGCUCUCUGUUUCAGCAACAGUCCACAACAUGGCAGCCUUAUCCACAAAAGCAGACAUAACAGCACAGAGAGCUUAAAGGAUAACCCUGAGGUCAGCCCGAGCCUGAGCUCCAGCAAGCGGCUUAGCAGAAGCAACAUUGACCUGUCUGCCCCCAGUGACUCCAACAGAAGGAGAACCCCAUUCAGCCGCAAACAAAGCGACUCAUAUGAUGGAGAUUCCUCAAGCAGCCAGAACCACCCUUUCCUUAGCAGUCGGAUUCAGGAUGAAGUGGACCAAAGACCAGGCAGCAGCACCAGUGUAGUGUUGAAUCCAGGUCGCUUUGACUUUGAGGUUUCGGAUUGUUAUCUGCUGGGCUGUCCUCUUGGACUGGUGCUAGCCAUGAGACGCACUGUGCUUCCUGCUCUCCAGGUGUCUCAGCUCCAGCCUGCAUGUUCUCAAAUCUUCAACCUGUUCUACCCCUCUGACCCGUCGGCCUCUAGAUUGGAGCCCCUGCUACACUCCCAGUUCCACAAAUUGCCUCCCUUCCCUGUUCCCCGCUACCAGCGCUACCCACUGGGAGACGGACGUUCCACCCUUAUCGUUGAUGACAUCCACAGCUACCCUGACAUGUUUUUGCAAGGCAGCACUGUUCCGGUGGGCGCCCCGCACUCCUCUUACCAGGCGGAAUGCACCGCAGGUGGGCAGGUGGGCGUUGAGGUCCGCAGGUCCAGUUUGACCAGCAUGGACAGCCAGUCGUCAGGCUGCUGGGAGAGCAGGCUGAGCAGCACCAUUGCCAACAUCUCCAGCAGCUGGUGGGGCUCUAAGCGGUUGGAUUACGCUCUGUACUGUCCGGACGUCUUGACAUCAUUCCCAACUGUGGCUCUGCCUCACCUGUUCCACGCUUCCUAUUGGGAGUCCACUGAUGUGGUCGCCUUGCUUCUGCGACAGAUGAUGCACUGUGACUAUGUAAAUACCCAAGAAAAGGACAACUCUGACUCUGCCCCCUUCUCCCCUUCCAGUCCGAGAGAGAAGUGGCUACGCAGGCGCACACAUGUCAAGCUCAGGAAUGUCACUGGCAACCACAGAGUUAAUGAUGUCAUUGCGACAGAGGAUGGGCCACAGACCCUGGUUGGUCGCUUCAUGUAUGGACCGCUGGAUAUGGUAACCCUGACUGGGGAAAAGGUCGAUUUGUACGUGAUGACCCAGCCCCAGUCGGGUCGCUGGGUACACUUAGACACUGAGUUGACCAGUAGUAGUGGCAGAGUGACCUACACCAUACCCAAAACCAAAAAGCUGGCUGUGGGAGUCUACCCCAUUAAAAUGGUUGUGAAGGGAGACCAGACAUGUGCAGAGGCCUUUCUGACGGUAUUGCCGCGGGGGAUGGAGUGUGUCGUCUUUAGCAUUGACGGUUCAUUUGCCGCAAGUGUCUCCAUCAUGGGCAGUGAUCCUAAAGUACGGCCUGGAGCUGUGGAUGUGGUCAGACACUGGCAGGACCUGGGCUACCUGAUCAUUUACAUCACUGGCCGUCCAGACAUGCAGAAACAGAGAGUUGUUUCGUGGCUAUCUCAACACAACUUCCCCCAAGGAAUGAUCUUCUUCUCAGAGGGAUUGGUUCACGACCCACUUCGCCAGAAAACCAUCUUCCUCAGGAACUUGGUGCAGGAGUGUCACAUUAAAAUCAACUGUGCCUACGGCUCCAUGAAGGACAUUUCUGUCUACAGCAUGCUUGGCCUCAGCCCCAAUCAGAUAUAUAUAGUGGGACGGCCCUCGAAGAAGUAUCAGAAUCAGUGCCAGUUCCUGAGUGAGGGCUACGCGGUACACCUCUCCUCCCUGCAGUUUAGUCACAGAGCGAGGCCCAAGAAGAGCUCCUCAGUGCGCAUGGUGCUGCGGAAGGGCUCCUUUGGUCUGUCAGCUAAACCGGACUUCCUGUGCAAGCGUACGCACCUCCGCCGCACUAUGUCGGUCCAGCAACCUGAUCCACCCAUCACUGCCAACCCUAAACCAGAGCGAGCUCAGAGCCAGCCCGAGACCGACGAAGACCCCGGGGGCAGAGGAGGAACAGGCCAGAGUGGGUGGGCAAGGGGGUCCAUGCACCGUGGUGACACCACUCCAUGACCAAAGUGAAGGAAAGGAUAUCUUGGUGGACAGAGCCCAGCAUUUUUACUUCCUCUCGGCCCUCUACGGAUAUUACACUACAUACUAAAAAGCAUCUUGCCUGAGAUGAUGAAAACUUCUCAGUGAAUGUCCCUCUGCUCAACAUGGGUCUGACUCAACAUACAGUAUAAACCUCGAUUCCUGACGUGUGAACUAUGUUUGAACAGCGGGAACAGAAGAGAAUUCACAGUCUUGUUUCCAAAUUCAAUUUCAUCAGACAUUUUUUAACCAACGGUUAUGCUCUGAAGAUAUAAGCAUCCUGUAUGUUGGAAGCUUCUUAUUGGUAUAUUUCGCAUCAUAUAUGCCUUUUGCAUUUGGAUUUCUGACACAGUGGGAUGUGAUUCUAAGGCGUAUCACCUCCCAUCAGGAUGAAGAGGAGAUCGGAUAAGAUCCUCUGAGAAAACAUUACAUUUUCAUCAAGCAUCUAAGCAAUACUCACAGUUGAGAGGAGAGGCCGAGUAACCUGCUGCUUGGACAGGUGGCAAUGCUGAUUCCUGCAAUAAUCCUUGUUUUAAUAUUGCAGGCAUUUGUCUGCUCUCUGGACGGCUGUCUGCAGGCCGCUUGUGGCUGUUGUGGCCGAUGGACUUGCAAAUUGUACAUGAACCUUUUUUACUUGUGUGACGACCUGACCUGAACUCUGUCGCCACUGUCUCUGUUAACCAUUCAUUCAGAACAGAAUCUGACAGAGAAGCCCCUGUGGUCUCUGGUACACCAUAGAAAAUCAGCAAUGGGAAUAACUGCAAAAGCAUAUUUACAACCCUCAAUGGUUUUUCUUGUGCACUCAUGUUGUAAAUAUAAGUGUCACUGAGAUGAAUUGAGUAUAUUUUGAUGUAUCUGCGUGUGGCAAUAGCUUAAUAGAGUAGUGCUUGUUUUUACAGGCCAACCAACCAUUGUAAAUUUGUAUUGUAAUGGUUUUAAGUGACUGUGGUUGUCAAUAAGUAUUUUGUCAUAAUGUUACGUUAAUCCGUUUAUCAGUAUGGCAUCUUAAAGUGUAAGUUACCCAAAAAUGAAAAUUCUCUCAUUAUUUUCAAACCAUUAUGCCAUCUCAAACUCAUAUGACUUUCUUUUUUCUGCAGAACACAAAGAUAUUUUGAAGAAUUUGAGGUGUUUUUGUCAAGGAAUCCAACACCUUUAAGCUCCAAAAAUAACUUUUAUAGGCAGCAUAAAAGUUAUUAAUAGGACUCAAGUGGUUUAAUCCAUGUCUUCUGAAGUGAUAUGAUAUGAGAGAAAAAGCUAAAGAAAACCACAAAUCUUAACUUCCGCCCAGCGAGAGCAUGCAAACGUGAAUUUAUCAAGAGCAAGAAUGCUUGAAAAAGCUUUUCUUGUGAAUGUGCAAAGGAGAGCUGGGCGGAAGUAAAGAUUUUUGUGAAUAAGGUUGGAAUUUUUGCUUUGUUUCUCACUCAAAGCUAUAAUAUUGCAUCAGAAGACAUGGAUAAAACCACUUGAGUCGAAUUGAUUUUUUUUUAUGCUGCCUUUUUGGACCUUGAAAGUUUUAAACCCCAUUGACUUACAUUGUAUGGACACAUAAUUCAUCCUUUAAAAUAUCUUUGUUGGUAGCAUUUUAAAAAUAAGGUUUUAUUCAUUAACAUUAGUUAAUGCAUUAGGUAUCAUGAACUAACAAUGAUCAAUAUACAGUAUUUUUACAGCAUUUAUUAAUCUUUGUUAAUGUUAGUUCAUAUAAAUACCAUUGUUCAUUGUUAGUUCAUAGUCCAUUAACUUAUGUUAAUAUAUACAACUUUGAAUUUUCAAAAUGUCUUACCAUAUGUUGAUAUUAACAUUAAACAAGAUUAAUAAAUGCUUUUAAAGUAUUGUUCAUUGCUAAUUCAUGUUAACUAAUGCUAACUAAUGUUAACAAACCUUAUUGUAAAGUGUUAUCUCUUAGUUUGUGUGUAAAGAAAGUCAUAUGAGUUUGAGAUGGCAUGAGGGUGAGUAAAUCAUAAGAAAAUAAUAUCCAUUUUGUGCGACCUACCGCUUUAAUGGGCGUUCACACAGACGGUGGUUUGCAGUGAUAGAAUUUGUUAAUGUUUCAGGAAAAUUGGCAAUUCAAUUGCAGUUGCACAAUCAGUACAUUUACAUGCACAAUUAUAAUCCAGCUACAGCAUUUUUUUUGCAUGGUCAAGCUGCGGUUUUCAUCUAUGUAUUCAUGACACAAUGCGUAAUCAAAUAUUUGAAUGACGGACUGCAAAUACGGCAGUUUAAAUAUACGACACGCUUCGCUGUCUUUCAGAUUAUGCACACAAUGAUGAGGCCAGUUCGAAGAAGUUGAGGUACAAUUUCAUUAUAUACAGCCCUUAGUUCGACUUCACAAAAAUCAGACUGGCGCAUGCUAACAUGACAUGACAAAGGAUGAAUUAUUGAUUUAGUCUGACUGAAAUGGAACUUUUCAAGACCAUGUAAAUGUACUAAGCAGUGCAGCAACUACCAGUUAGACCGUGACACUCACGUGAUCUGCCUCAUGAUCACUUGGAUACAGUGUGAACGCAUCUUUACACAAAUAGACAUUGAUAUUGCUUACAUGUCAAUUCAUCUCACAACGAGUAUGAUGGUCUUGUUGAAGAACAUACUGUACUAUAUUAGUAUCUUAUACUUGAGGAAAAUCUAGUGUUAAAAUAAAUGUAUGACUACUGUGUUUGAAAAAGGACAUUAAUCAGGCCCUCUAUAGGUCUGGUCUGUAUUUGAAAUUAGGGUGACUCAGCCUGAAGGUGUCCAUAGUUCUUGUAAUGUCACGCUUUCCUAUUGUAGUUACUUACUUUUGGUAUUUGUAUGGGGCUGUCUAUUGAAAAGUUUAUUUUACAAUUUGACAACUUGUAUAUUUAAAUGUAAAGGUUUGUAGUACCCUAAGAUUGGGUGAAAAGGACUUGAGUGUUUUGGUUUGUGUGGGUUUGUAUUUAUGUGUGCAUGUUCUUAUGCAAGUCUUAGCAUAUUUCAAAAGGUGAGUGUUUGUUUGGAGAUUUUUGUAUUUUAUUGUACAUAUUUGUAAUUUAAAAAUUGUGGCCUUUGCUUUCCCCACAUGGAUCGUUGGAUAUUUAAAGUUAUAAACUGAGCCUGUAAUUUGUGUCAGUGGAACUACGACCAUGGAGAUUUUGUAGACACACUCUAUUUUUAAUUCUUAUAUGUGUGAUCAUUAAACAAGGUGUGGAGCAUUGUUAAAUGAACACAUUUUCAGCCUUAUCACUAUGUAUAUUCACUUAUAUUCUCAGAUGGUGUGUGAUUAAAGUAUAUUUGUAUUUAAAAAAAAAUGUUCCACAUGUAAAGUAAAUAUUCAGUGUUUUGCAACAUACAACUGCGCUAAUGGGAAGCAAAAAAGGCCUCUUGGCAAAAUGUAUAAUUUGGGUAUUUGGUCCAGUUGGUCUUUUUCAGUGGAUGUGCUUCUGUUGGACCUGCUCCAAACUGUAUAAACAAAUAUGCUUCAUUCUCAGUCCUUCAAUAAACCAGUCAGUAAA